GAGUGAAAUGGUUUGCGAUAUGCUUUGUUGGUGGCAUCGUAUGUUCCAUUCUUGGGACAGCACUGUUAUGGCUUCCAUCAGGACUGAAAUUGUUUGCUGUUUUCUAUACCCUAGGAAAUGUUGCUGCAUUAGCCAGUACAUGCUUCCUGAUGGGACCUAUGAAGCAGCUGAAAAAAAUGUUUGAGCCAACAAGACUAAUUGCAACACUCGUUAUGCUGUUUUCUUUUAUAUUCACACUCUGUGCUGUGUUCUGGUGGGGUAAGAAAGGUUUGGCCCUGCUAUUCUGCAUAUUGCAGUUCUUUGCAAUGACAUGCUGGGACCAAAGGUACUUCUCAGAAAAGCACUAUUGUCCUCCGUUGGAAGCAGGAGCUAUGGAGGUGUCAAAGGAAUUCAAAGGUAUAGUCUGUCAUACAUUCCUUAUGCAAGGGAUGCUGUGAUGAAAUGCUUUACUUCCUGCCUAAGUUAAACAAAACAAAAACACCUCUGGAAUGCUUUUCUUUUUUAAAUCCAACUGUAUUUUAUCAGAAGUGUCUUUAGAAAAUUAUAAAUUUCAACUCCUGAAGUGCCUAAUGACAGUUUUGUAGUUUUGUUCCCUUUUGUACACUGGGGAUUAAAUCAUUUUAGGAGAACCAAUUUUAAACACAGGAUGGGUAAACUUGUAUUUUAUUCUGAAACAUUUGAAAACUAGCAUAAUCUUUAACACUUUCUGCAGAGCCAACUUAACGGAAACUGUCUCAAAGAGUUUUAACAAAGUUAAAUCCCCAGUAUAGGUGCAGAGCCUAUGGAUUCGGGAUAAUAUAUACAUGUUAUUAUGUAUGUAUAGGGAAAAAAUAUAUCUAUAUAUAUAUAGAUAUAUAGAUAUCCAUCUAUCCUACGGCUCCUGCUUCCAACCUAUAGAUAUAUAUAUCUAGAUAUAUUAGAUAUAUAUGUGUUUCCUAUACAGUUUUGUCUAAGACUUGAUUUAUGACAUUACUAUUUAUGCAUUAUUCAUUGUAUGCUUUACCCAAAGACCAAGAUUUUGUAAUCAUUGCUAAAAUGAAAGGUUUGGUAUAGUGUAGUUACCCUGCUACUUUGAAGUGCCUGUACAUGUGCAGUGUAUGGAAAGCUUGAUGUGAAUGUGAGAGAGCUUUUAAAAGCUUGCUGAGUUUUGCUAAAGAGCUUACAUUUUGAAUGCCAACUUUUUUACUUUCAGAUUUAAAAAAAAUACUUUUACUAAAAUAGCUUAUGGAUAAUAUAAAUCAGUGAUUGUGAAAUAAAAUAAAA
Messenger RNA from Alligator sinensis (Chinese alligator), 1263 nucleotides. Its product is annotated as vesicle transport protein SFT2A. The record is from RefSeq and is a predicted model, not a curated record. Gene Ontology annotation, cellular component: membrane. NCBI's taxonomy places the organism in Eukaryota, Metazoa, Chordata, Crocodylia, Alligatoridae. Bases 150 to 437 code for a protein of 95 amino acids. Gene Ontology annotation, biological process: vesicle-mediated transport. The transcript has 8 exons.